This is a messenger RNA of Eleginops maclovinus (Patagonian blennie), 2698 nucleotides long. Its product is annotated as interferon-induced protein with tetratricopeptide repeats 5-like. The record is from RefSeq and is a predicted model, not a curated record. Bases 32 to 1345 code for a protein of 437 amino acids. Gene Ontology annotation, cellular component: cytosol. Gene Ontology annotation, biological process: defense response to virus. NCBI's taxonomy places the organism in Eukaryota, Metazoa, Chordata, Actinopteri, Perciformes, Eleginopidae. Gene Ontology annotation, molecular function: protein binding. The transcript is spliced from 2 exons.
UAUUAAGCAGAAUACAGGUAACAGCUGGAAGAUGAGUGCUGCUCAGGGUCAAACACGACUGGAGGCCCAACUGGAGGCCCUGCAGUGCCACUUCACCUGGGAUCUGGACCCAAGCAGGUCCAAACUUUUCUGUCUCAGGGACAAGCUAGAGGACAUCGGCACAGAGGAGGGAUACAGCUGGCUGGGUCACAUUUACAACCUGCAGGGGUUCAUCCACUACCAGCUGGGCUUCACCGAUGAUGCGUACCGUUUCUUCAGCAGGGCUGCAGAGGCCUUUCGCCAGAUUAGAAACACUGUCUCAGACGAGGGUCCUUGGUUGGUGGUGAACCACGGGAACCUGGCUUGGCUGCACUACCAUGAGGGAGAACUAGCAGAGAGUGAGGCUUACAUGUCAAAAGUUGAGUCCCUGUUGAAUGAAUAUCCAUCUCCAUCACAGGAGGAGCUCCAUCCAGAGAUCUGUGCUGAAAAAGCCUGGACCCUGAUGAAGUUCAGCACAGACAAAAUGCGGGUGGCUGCAGAUUACUUCCAGAGAGCUAUCAGGAUGCAGCCAGACAUGGUAGAGUGGCACACCAGCCACGUCAUAGGGUUGGAGAAUGCUCUCAGGCACAGAGAGAAAAAUAUGGGGGCUGAUAUCUUCGAUAAAUUGAAAAUUGCCAAGGAACAUGAUCCAGAGAACUUGUACCUCACUGCGCUGUACUUUGAGGCAUGUGCUAAGAGAGGGAAAAAAAUUGAAAGUGAAGCACGGGAGUUGGCUAGAAGAGUUUUAAGAAAGCCCAUCAGCAGCUACAGUGGUUUAAAACCAUUACUAAGGCUUUACAGAAUCAAUGUAUCUAUGGAUGAGGCCAUUGACUUGGCAGAAGAAGUUCUGGAAAGACAUCCGCAUGAGCGUUACCUCAAGAGGUGUGCUGCAAUCUGCUACAAAAAGAAGAUCUUUCUGCACAGGGACAAUCCAUUGGAGAACGUUUUGAUUGAUCGAGCAAUAAGUCUCCAUAAAGAAGUCAUCACUCUUUACCCUCUUUCUUCCCUUACAAGGAAAAUGUCUCUUGCAAACAUAUAUGCCAAGUCCAAUGACCAAGGGAAAGCUGAUGAGAUAUACGAGGAACUGCUGGGAUGUGACCUGGAUGCGGAAGGUGCACAAAUGCUUUACAACAACUACGCACAAUAUGUACACCACACUCGAAAAGAGAGCUACAAGUCGAUAGAAUAUCACAUCAGGGCAGCAGCAAUACCGCAACAAUCUUGCUAUCAGAGGAACAGCCUCAGAACUCUGGAGAAGAUCAGAGGGAGAGGCAGAAAUCGGAUGUGCAGAGAAAUAGAUGAGUUUCUGACAAACAUACAACACUGAGAACCUCUAAAUUGGACUCAUGUUCAUGGUGGAAGCAGUCAAUGCAAGAUAACCCAGGCCUGGACAAGUCUUCCAUCUUAUCUUGGGAUCCCCCCAACACUUUUCCACUGCAGAUAAGGAGUUGAAGGAGAACCAAAAAGAAAGGAGAGUAAUUUUGCAUAAGAAGAGCUAGAAGUGGAAGUUAGAAAAUGUUAAUGUUUCGAUGACAUAAUACUUCAUGUCUAUACAGCUACAUAUCAUUUUCUAGAUUAGUUUCUCUCAACAAACUUGUUUCUCUCAACAGGCAGAUAUUUCAAGCAACAACCUCUCUACACAGACUUCAUACUUCCAAAGAGCAGACGAACACUGCAUUUAAAGUUAUGUUUUGGCAAAGGCUGUUCCUCAUUUGAACUUUUUCAUAACUUUAGUUUAGGGGCUUUAGUAGACAGCCAUCCCUGUCAGCAGUAACAGAGGUUAUUGGUCUACUUGUGGAUUGGACAGAUAAACAUUUCCACCGCUUUUGUGGAGUCAAUGUAUUUGAAAAAAGUGGAAUUGACUGAGCAGUUUUGCUGUCAAGGACCGCUGGUUGUUUGAACAUGUUGAUUUCCAUACUGCAGUCAAAUGAGCCAUAACCCAUGGUUUGCUGGACUGAAAGCAGCCAGGCUGCUUCUUGGUACAGAAAUAACAUUUCUCCUAGCUGGAGCUGGGAAAUGAAUGGAUAAAAUACUUUUGUUAAUCAGCCAUCUCAAAGUAUAACGUAUUAACACUGGAAAUGUAUAUAAGUUCUGGAGAUAUAUAAAAGUUGAUAUGCGCAGUAGCCCUUUACUUGAACUUUAACAUGAAUUACCUCAUAUCGCAAGGUGGUCUUUUUAUUUAUAAUUUGUAUUUCUGAGAUGGGCGAACACAAACCUUUGGUUGCCUGACCUUUCUUAGUUAUUUGUAUUGAAAAUAUAAGACUUAUGCAUUUCUGGUAUGUAUGCAAUAUCAAAGAUCACAACAUCAAAAAAUGUCUUUAUCAGGAAUUAUAAAAAAUAAAUUCAGAAAAAUGUGUUUAUAGUUUAUAUUAUAAAUAUUGAAUUUUAGUCUUAUCACAUAUAAUAUAUAAAAAUCAAAUGUAGCUGUAUGGUUACAUUGGUAGAUCCGUAUAGCUCAGUGGGGAAUUAUUUGUGCUACUAGAUGUGUUAAAACUACCUGAUAGAUAAGCUAACUUCAGAAUAUGUAACUUUUCCAGAGAUUCCAAAACUACACCACUGUUGUUAUAUUAAAAAUGAAUGAAAUGAUUAUUUAGGAUGUUAAAGGGAUUGCUAGCAGUAAUAAACCAACUGAGUGUUAUCAGCAGCACAGCAGCUCAAUAAAGCUUUUUAGUCAUGUUUA